AGCAUCACCAUCAGUGCCCGAAAGAGCACCUACUAGAUAGCUAGCUAUCGCCUCCGCACACAACUUUGUCAGUUGACUCAACAACGUCAUCCACCAAGGAGACACGUAGACCUACGUAGACCUCGUCUGUCUCUUCGUCGUCGGAAGUUUAUCUAACGAGUUCGUCGGCCAGAAGUGCUACUUCGCAUCAUCCGUUCUGCCCAAGCAACCGUCAAAAAAACACACAGCAAACAUGAUUCGCAGCAGUGUGAUGGGACCCACCAUGUUCCUGGUCGUCCUCCUCCUGGUCGCGACCCACCAAACCUCGGCUUGGUCCGUCGAUGGCCUCGCCAGGAUAGAGAAGCUCUUAUCCACGUCGUCCUCGGCUUCCGCCGUCUCUCCCACGAGAGGCCAGGGCCUCAACCUGAAGAAAAGGGCCAUCCUCGACCAAUCCUGCAAAGGGAUCUUCGACCGCGAGCUCUUCAAGAAGCUCGACCGCGUGUGCGACGAUUGUUACAACCUCUACAGGAAGCCAUACGUCGCCAUCGACUGCAGAAAAGACUGUUUUGGUACUAAAACUUUUGGUCAUUGCGUGGAAGAUUUGCUAUUAGACCAAACUCAUUAUAAAGAGUUAAGAGACCACGUCGCCCUGUUCUGACCUGGAGGAAUAUAAUAUGAAGGGAGGGCUGCUACCAGAACUUGGUUUUCCGACAGUGCAUUCAGGACCUCCAGCUGAUGGACCAGCUCGACGAGUACGCCAACGCUGUUCAGGUCGUUGGGAAGUAGAUCCCACCUCACCGAGUACAUCCUAGAAGUGCAUGCAGCUUUUCGAAUGCGCGGGAUUGUGGCUGCUAGACCUAUAAUCGUUUCUCUCUCUCCCCGGAAGCCUUAAAAGAACAACAAACCUUCCUCUUUUCAUUUAGCUACAUCAGAGGUCCCAAGCUAGUCAAAGUCUUCUUUAUUAUCUCAGUGCCUCUCAUCUGCCACUUUAUUCUGCAAUGUUGUUCUCUCGUCUUUCCUCGUUGAUUCGCCUGCAUUUUAUUUUCGCGUCUUACUAUCCUUCCGGAUAGGAUGCGACAGGGAAGUCAAAAUACAUUCCAAAGAAAAGAUGGCCCUUCUGUCAACGGCAGCUUCGUCCUUCAAAAAAAAAUCAAAACUUCACUUGACGCGUGUCCACAUGUACAUGAGCCGCGAGUUAUAAGAAAACCUUAGGCAUAAGUUAGCUUGUAAGAGUAUUUAUUGAAUUUCUUGUGUCUGUUUGUUUACCUGUUAUUAUGUGCCUGUUUGAUUGAGACUCUCUCUCUCUCUCACGAAAACGUACGUGGUGUUUUCCCUUUUUGCGUGAGUAGCUUGAUUUUUCGAGUCAUUUGGAAAAAUUUCUAGUCAUACCAAAUGAGUUUAGUCUGUCCUGGGUAGCUGCGUUUUCUAUGAUGUCGUAAAUUUCCUAUCGCUGUUAUGUAACGUUUUCUUUAUUAGUCACUGACGAAGGAUCAUUGCCAUGAAUCCGUAUUUGUCACUGGCUGGUUACGAUUAGGUUAAAGUUUUUCAAAUUUAUAUUGUACCGCAAACAAUCUCUUAUUCGCAUUUCCAAAUUGUCAACCGGUAAACAAAAUACGUAUUAAUUUUUUUGAUAAACUCUCUACAGUAGCAUUUAUAUAUCUUUCUGUUAAAUUUCAAAAUACAUCAAUAUGUUGCGCACGCAUUUCACGAUUCAUUUUUGCCAGUUCGCAAACUUAUCAUUCAACAAGUUUUGCAGCAUCACAUAAAGUCAUAAUUUUAACGCGACAGAAUUCAAAAUUUUAAAAAAUAGUAUAUUUAGAUAUUUGUUCAGUUAUGGGGAGGAAAGAACCUUAUUCGUGGCGUUUGUGAAACAUAGUCAAUUGUGAUAUAUAACAAUUUUGCUAAGAUGCAGUAGGUCUAGAUGUCAAGCCAAAGAUUAAGUGUAAGGAUGAGAAUAUAACAUAUGGUAAAUACAUUCCUGUGUUAAUAUCAUUUAUCACAUCUCUCUAAUUAUUGUCAUUGGUUUUCUCGCAAAUAUAUCAACUGAAUCAUUCCAA
Molecule: messenger RNA, 2036 nt
Organism: Macrobrachium nipponense
Lineage: Eukaryota; Metazoa; Arthropoda; Malacostraca; Decapoda; Palaemonidae
Product: crustacean hyperglycemic hormones-like
Exons: 4
Coding region: 233-637 (134 amino acids)
Biological process (GO): circadian rhythm
Cellular component (GO): extracellular region
Molecular function (GO): neuropeptide hormone activity
Source: RefSeq, a predicted model, not a curated record